UUCCCUGUGUUCCCUGUUGUUUUUCCGUUCCCUUAUUUUCCCAGAUUGUUGCAGAGAGGCAGAAGUUUCUCCGGCUUCCCUGGAUUUUCUUUGUUCUGGUUGAAAGAGGCGGGUCCAACAGAACCCGGCAGCGGUGGAUCAGAAAGUGACGCCAUGAUGGAAGCAUCACCUCAAUAUCUGCUCUUUUCCUGUCUGCUGAUUUGCUGCAUAACAACUGAAGUCUCUGCAGUUCAUCUGACUGUGAGUCCCAGCAGAUCCCAGUUCUUUGAAUUUGAAUCAGUGACUCUGAUCUGUGAGGAUGAAAACAGAUCAGAUGGAUGGACAGUGAGGAGUAACACGACCAGAGGAGUUGGGAAGCGAUGUGGAGAUGAGUGGGGAGAAGCAGCUGGAUCUACCUGUAACAUCACCUUGUUCACAUUUGAUACUGGUCUGUACUGGUGUGAGUCUGGAUCCUCCAACAGCAGCUGCAGCAGCAGCAGCAGCUGCAGCAGCAGCAGCUGCAGCAUCCAGCUCUCUGUCUCUGGAUCAGUGAUCCUGCAGAGUCCUGUCCUCCCUGUGAUGGAGGGAGAUGACGUCACUCUGAGCUGCAGAGCAAGGAAUCCAACCCACAACCUCCCAGCUGCUUUCUAUAAAGAUGGCUCCUUCAUUGGUGAUGGAUCAGCAGGCAGCAUGACCCUCCUCCAUGUUUCCAGCUCUGAUGAAGGCCUCUAUAAAUGUAGCAUCAGCGGUUCUGGAGAGUCUCCAUCCAGCAGGGUCUCUGUCAAAGCCUCCAACAGCACGGUCUCUGACUGAGCGUCUGGCCUCUCAGGUGCAGAAACUGGAGGACAAACCUGAAGACGUUUCUUAGAAGUUUCUCCUGCAAAGUGAAACAAAUAUUAUCAUUAUGAUGUUGUGACAAUGUUGGUUUGAAAUAUAAAUGCAUGCAUUAGUUAGUUCUGCCCAGGCACACAAAUCUCUGAACAAACAAAGAAAUAAACUUUAGUCCUGGUUUUAUUCAGAACUCUGCAGACGGAACCUGAUAAUCACAGGUUCCCCAAGACGGCUGUCAAAACUCUGAGACUGUCUGGUUCCUCCGAAGAAAAGAAGGGAAACGAUCCAGAGCUGGGAGUCGCAGCCUCAUGGUUUCAGACUUUGACUGAGCCGUCUGAUCGGCUGAGCCCACCGAUCCACCCAGAGGGUGCUGUUUCCUGGCAGAAAACGACCGAAGACAAUCAGUUUCAGUGUUUUUGGAUAUUUUUCUGCCUUAUUUCAGAAAGGAGCAGCUCUCACAUGCUGCAGCUAAAGCUAACAGUUUGAACUUUUAAAACUUCAUUCCACAGAGAGUUUUUAUUACCUACAGUCUGGUUGAAAUUAGAUCAUCUCUGUUAUGGAUAUUUUCCUUCACUUUCACACCACAAACCUAAAAACA
Molecule: messenger RNA, 1408 nt
Organism: Poeciliopsis prolifica (blackstripe livebearer)
Lineage: Eukaryota; Metazoa; Chordata; Actinopteri; Cyprinodontiformes; Poeciliidae
Exons: 6
Coding region: 154-792 (212 amino acids)
Biological process (GO): cell surface receptor signaling pathway
Molecular function (GO): transmembrane signaling receptor activity
Source: RefSeq, a predicted model, not a curated record